Messenger RNA from Iphiclides podalirius (scarce swallowtail), 4497 nucleotides. Lineage: Eukaryota; Metazoa; Arthropoda; Insecta; Lepidoptera; Papilionidae. The record is from the annotation of a GenBank genome assembly.
AUGACGGUGUCGAGGGGGCAACCAUUGGCCAUUUCCUGCAACAUCAGCUCUGGUCCACCAGCCUCCAUCACCUGGCAGAGAGACGGCGAGGAACUGCCCAUCAAUUCUAGAUACCACAUCCUGGAGAGUCAAUUGUUAAUAACAGACGCAAGUCCAGAAGAUGCCGGCACUUACAGGUGCAUAGCCACUAACCAGCUCGCGAACCGGAGCCGGGCGAGCCAUUUAGGCAAGCUGGACGUGGUCAGCGCAGCCGAAGAGCGGGCCGGCCUGCUGCCGCUGCACCACGCCGCCCAGGUAGCAGCGCCGAGGGGCUCCCGCGUGGCGCUCCCCUGCGCCGUCCUCGGCUGGCCCAGACCCAAGCUGGUCUGGAAACUGGCUCCGCCGCACGCCAGGAUCAGGGAGCUCGAAGAGACCGACGAAGUGCUCAUCCUCCGCAGCCUGGAGGUAGACCAAGAAGGCGUCUACACCUGCUCCGUCGAGGGUCACGCCAACCUGAUGAAGGGACUGGUCGUAACUGGGUUCCUGCUCUUCAAUAUUCAGACCUUCAACGUGACCGUCACCGAGCCAGUGAGUAUAACGCUCCCGCCGACUUCGAAGGAGGUGUUGCGAGCCAGCACCGUGCGCUUCAACUGUACAGCCGUCGGCAGGCCCGAGCCAGUGGUCACGUGGUACAAAGAUGGCCGACCUCUGCUACUGGCGGGCAGGAUUAAUUUGCGGACAUCCGCCGACGGGAGCCGAAUAGAAUUGGUCAUAAGCGGAGUGACGUCAGACGACGCAGGCGUGUACCAGUGCUUCGCGCUGGGCGGCGCGUCGCUGGCGUCGGCGUGGGCGGCGCUGAACGUGACGGGCGCGUGGGCGGCGGCGCCGGGCGCGCUGCGCUGCCUGCCGCGCGGCACGCGCCGCGUGGCGCUGCGCUGGCAGCCGGCCGCCGCGCACGUCGUCGCCUACACGGUGGACACCACGCCCAGAGAUAAGCCAGGGGUGGCGCUGACCGGCCAGCCGCACACCAACACCGAAGACGUCAUCACCGUCCAGGAGCCGCUCACGCCAUAUCUCUUUCAAGUCCGAGCGUAUAUACCAACGUUGAGCAAGAAGAACGUGGCGAGCGAUAUGUCGGAGAGCGUCGUUUGCCAGGGUCAGGGAGUGCCGAUAAAGCUCUUGAGGCUGGGUGACGCUGUGUCGGUGACGUGGCGGCAGUUCGCUGAGGAGAACCCUGGCGUGGUGGAGUGGAUCCUGCAGCUCAGGGCGGAGAACAGCACAGAGGAGCGCAACGUCACGCUGCCUGCCCAGGUCACCGAUUACACGUUACCCGCGGGCCCCGAAGCGGCGUGGGUGCGCCUCCUGGGCAGCCGCAGCCGCGACUGGCUCCCCCAGGACCUGAGCCUGCUGCCCUGGACCGCCGCCAAGGCCGCUGACCAGCCGCCCUCCAGAGACGUGACGGCGGUGCCCCGGGAGGUGAGGGUGUCGGAAGUCGGGAGCCACGGCUUCACCGCGAGGUGGCGCUGCGACGAGGCCGACUCCUCGCCGGAGAGGUACAGCUUCAAGGUGUGCAUCAAGAAGGUCGAUGGUGCCGAGGAGUGCCAGGACAGCUACAAAAAUAGCGCGACGGUGGAUGGGUUGCAGCCGGGCAGCGAGUACGAGGUUCGGAUCCAAGCCGUGGUCCAGGACCGAGGAGUGGGCGGAGCCUUCAGCGACCCCGUGAAGGUCACCACGCAACCUGAAGGUCCGUGGCAGGUGGGCGAGCUGAGCUACUCGUUCGUGAACCUGUCUGCGGUGGUGGUGAGGUGGCGCGGCGCGGCGGCGCGCUACACCGUGCGCCACAGCGCGCGCCUGCGCCUGCCCGUCGAGCAGUGGGCCGCGCUCUCCACCGCCGGCACCGAGGCGCUGGUGAGUCCCUUACGGCUUCUUUCGCCUCUCACUCGCCUCGAGCAGUGGGCCGCGCUCUCCACCGCCGGCACCGAGGCGCUGGUGAGUCCCUUACGGCUUCUUUCGCCUCUCACUCGCCUCGAGCAGUGGGCCGCGCUCUCCACCGCCGGCACCGAGGCGCUGGUGAGUCCCUUACGGCUUCUUUCGCCUCUCACUCGCCUCGAGCAGUGGGCCGCGCUCUCCACCGCCGGCACCGAGGCGCUGGUGAGUCCCUUACGGCUUCUUUCGCCUCUCACUCGCCUCGAGCAGUGGGCCGCGCUCUCCACCGCCGGCACCGAGGCGCUGGUGAGUCCCUUACGGCCUCUUUCGCCUCUCACUCGCCUCGAGCAGUGGGCCGCGCUCUCCACCGCCGGCACCGAGGCGCUGGUGAGUCCCUUACGGCCUCUUUCGCCUCUCACUCGCCUCGAGCAGUGGGCCGCGCUCUCCACCGCCGGCACCGAGGCGCUGGUGAGUCCCUUACGGCCUCUUUCGCCUCUCACUCGCCUCGAGCAGUGGGCCGCGCUCUCCACCGCCGGCACCGAGGCGCUGGUGAGUCCCUUACGGCCUCUUUCGCCUCUCACUCGCCUCGAGCAGUGGGCCGCGCUCUCCACCGCCGGCACCGAGGCGCUGGUGAGUUCCUUACGGCCUCUUUCGCCUCUCACUCGCCUCGAGCAGUGGGCCGCGCUCUCCACCGCCGGCACCGAGGCGCUGGUGAGUCCCUUACGGCUUCUUUCGCCUCUCACUCGCCUCGAGCAGUGGGCCGCGCUCUCCACCGCCGGCACCGAGGCGCUGGUGAGUCCCUUACGGCCUCUUUCGCCUCUCACUCGCCUCGAGCAGUGGGCCGCGCUCUCCACCGCCGGCACCGAGGCGCUGGUGAGUCCCUUACGGCCUCUUUCGCCUCUCACUCGCCUCGAGCAGUGGGCCGCGCUCUCCACCGCCGGCACCGAGGCGCUGGUGAGUCCCUUACGGCCUCUUUCGCCUCUCACUCGCCUCGAGCAGUGGGCCGCGCUCUCCACCGCCGGCACCGAGGCGCUGGUGAGUUCCUUACGGCCUCUUUCGCCUCUCACUCGCCUCGAGCAGUGGGCCGCGCUCUCCACCGCCGGCACCGAGGCGCUGGUGAGUCCCUUACGGCCUCUUUCGCCUCUCACUCGCCUCGAGCAGUGGGCCGCGCUCUCCACCGCCGGCACCGAGGCGCUGGUGAGUCCCUUACGGCCUCUUUCGCCUCUCACUCGCCUCGAGCAGUGGGCCGCGCUCUCCACCGCCGGCACCGAGGCGCUGGUGAGUUCCUUACGGCCUCUUUCGCCUCUCACUCGCCUCGAGCAGUGGGCCGCGCUCUCCACCGCCGGCACCGAGGCGCUGGUGAGUCCCUUACGGCCUCUUUCGCCUCUCACUCGCCUCGAGCAGUGGGCCGCGCUCUCCACCGCCGGCACCGAGGCGCUGGUGAGUCCCUUACGGCCUCUUUCGCCUCUCACUCGCCUCGAGCAGUGGGCUGCGCUCUCCACCGCCGGCACCGAGGCGCUGGUGAGUCCCUUACGGCCUCUUUCGCCUCUCACUCGCCUCGAGCAGUGGGCCGCGCUCUCCACCGCCGGCACCGAGGCGCUGGUGAGUCCCUUACGGCCUCUUUCGCCUCUCACUCGCCUCGAGCAGUGGGCCGCGCUCUCCACCGCCGGCACCGAGGCGCUGGUGAGUCCCUUACGGCCUCUUUCGCCUCUCACUCGCCUCGACCAGUGGGCCGCGCUCUCCACCGCCGGCACCGAGGCGCUGAUCACCGGAAUAGAGCCCACGGAGCAGACCUACGUGAUGGUGACCGGCCACGAGCCCCUCGGCCACAGCCGCAUCCUCACCAUCCCCGCGCAGCUCAAGGACUUGGAGGCGAAGGACCUGAGCUACGCCUACACCGGGUCGGGGGUGCGAGUGUGGUGGCGGGGCGCCGGGCCCAGGACGGUGCGCUUCGCCCAGAACAUCACGCGCCCCGUCGAGCACUGGGCCAGCCUGGCCGUGGCCGGGCCCCAGGCCGAGCUGGAGAACCUGGACCCUGCGCUGCCGGUGUACGUGAUGGUGACCAUCCCGGGGCCCGGGAAGCCCAACCAGGUGCUCACCAUACCGCCCCGACCCACCGACAACUACAAUAUGUACUUGACGGUGGGCGUCGGCGUGGGCGUCGCCGUGCUAUGCGCCUUGUCUUUCGUUGCCGCAUGCGUUUGGAGAAAAUACAACAAGAAUCGCUCACCUGCGAGAACCCGCAGAAGGAACCAGUCACCCACUGAAGGCAGCGAUGAAGACGGCUCAGAAUUGAAGGAGGGGCGGGCGGGUGGCGUGGGCGGGCGGCUGGCCAACGGGGGCGCCUGCGGCGAGCCGCUGCUCAACGGACAUCCGGCCCACGCACACGCGCACUCGCUCGCGCCGAACGGCAAGCCGCAGCGCGCCCUGUACGCGGCGUUCGACGUGUCGCGCGACGAGCACGACACGACCGCCGAGACGACGCUGGCCGGGACUCCCCCGCGGCUGCCGCUGCUCGACACCUCGCGCGCCAAGCUGCCCGACGACAACAUGAACUGCGAGCACCGGCCGCAGCCGCUGCAGCCCAACGGC